GAAUGAAUACCUCCAAGGCUUCUCUGUGUGGUGGUGAUGGAAACAGGCGCUGCGACUCCCGAAGCGGAGCCUGUCCCAGCCUUUUGGCACUGCCACCUGUGUGCGAGGUGGAAAAUAAGUGACAACUGCUGUUGCUGGAAAUCUAGAAGAUCACAAUACUUCUUUUUUUUUUUUCCCUUUCUCCUGCAAAAUUUCCUUGGACUUCUCUGCCAAAGACCUGAGCUUCCAAAAACUCCUGAGUGAGAAAUUCACAACAGAUCCCUUUGUAAAUGGACAAUGGGUUUCAGCUGAAAGCAAGAGGCUGAACCAUGUUACUGAAGGGAAAACAAUGGGAGCUAAAGGGUGCAGAAUUCAUGCUAAGAUUUUGAAAAGAACCUUAAAAGAUGUAAGAGCCAUAAUUGAAAUAUUUCACUGCACAGACUCUCAGACUCAGAUAUUCCAGCACAACGAGGUGAGUAAUUCCCAACUGGCAUCACAGGACUCAGUGGGACUGGAGUCUGAGGACAGCUGUCAUCUCGAACACUCGUGUUCUCUGCCACCAGAUCCAUGCUAGCAUUUUUCCACCAGUGGAAAAGCAGUCCUCGAAAGUAGGCCUUGAGAAUCUGGGGGGAAGCAUCUCUAGAGUCAGAGCUGGAGCAUUUGUGGUUGCAAGGGGCACCUGGGGGAAGGAUUUGGCAGCAAGCAAUUGAUUACCUGGAAAUCUCUUGCCACUUCUCCAUUUGCAUGGAGGCUCAGUGCCAGAUGGUAGAAUUAAGUGUCUGCUCUCCCCUUGGACUGUCUUUCUUGCAGCUUGGCUUCCAGACAAGUUAAACUGUUCUCCUUUUUGCGACACAUUAGCUAUUUCAAGAUUGAAAACUUUAAUGGCUUUCACUUCAUGAACACUGAUGUAGAAGCCAAUCCAACCACCAACGUGUCUUUGGAGAAUCUGUGGCUCUGUAACGUCUCCAAGUUAAUCACAGGAAGCGUCAGUGCUUUCGUGAGAUGGAGCGGGACACGGGCUCUGGUGCUGUGCAGACAUUCAUGUGCGAGGCUGUGUUGUCCUGAAGUGCAAGAGCCAGGCAGGGCCCAGGGUCCCACUGCAAAAAUGAAGUGCUUGGAGCUGUGAGGCAGAUGUGGCUACAGGGCAUGGAGGAGCUGGGUGUCAGCACCUUCAGCAUCCUCCCUUCCUGGUGCUUUGGCUUCCUGGGCAAGUUUGGAGAAAGCACUGGAGGUCACCUCGAAGAAAGCCAUAGGGAAGAAAGCUAGAGGCAUCAGCAACGGUUGUGCCCUGUCCCUCCAGAUCUGCUUUCAAGCCAGGGCUCUCACACAUGUCCCCAGCCUGAGCCACAACACAGCUGUGUCACAGCCAUACCCGCCCUGGCUGCGGACCCCUGUGAGCCAAACCCCAACCUGAAGACAGACUUCAUGACUUGACCUCAGGCCUGCCUCAGCACCCUGGGCUUGCCUGACAGCCUGGACUCUGGGCUGACCCCAGCCACCAGCCGCCUGCUUGCCGUGCCUGGGCUGACACUGACGGGUGGUCACAUUGUCCCGCCGAGUGUGCCACUGCCCCUCGGUAACUGGACGGGGAUGAUUUCCUGGCUGCACAGUGCUCGGAGUCAGAGCUGAGCUCCUCGCCUGCAUGUUGCCCCACCUACUGCUGGGAAGUCCCUUAAAAAAAAAAAGUUGCUUUCACUUUCUGUUCCAGCUUUCUGUUUAGUCCUCUGCAUCCCACAUCCAUGGACGUGGAAAUCUAUCACUUCAAGAAAUGGACAAAUUAUGUAUUUUGGUACCAGAAUCGCUGUUUUGAAAUCAAGGGCCUGUGGCUUCACUAUUACUGGGACACGGAUGACAUUGGCAACGUCAUACGUGGCAGCAUGAAUCUCAAGAACACCACAGCAUGGAGGAUCAAUGAGAAAAAUCUGCAUUUGUCUAGCCAUAAUUUAAUAUACUACCUCAAGUCAGGCAGUGAGAAGGACAUGGAUAUCUUUGUCAGGAGGCUUAAGGAAUUAAAUGUCAUCAUCACUGACAGCUAGUGGAGAAGCAUCUUGUGCCUAACAAUGUGUUAAUUUUUUUUUCAUUGUGAAAAAAUAUUUUCAUUAGAAAGGCUAUAUGUAUAUCCAUUGCCAAUGACUCCUCCAACUGUGGAAAUAUUAAAGUAUUUUAAAUUGCCUGUUGUUGCACAGUUAAAAGAAAAUAUUACCCAUCUUGUGCUGCUUGUUUGCAAGAUAGCAAUGAAACAUCACAACGUGUGUUGGAACAUUUAGGAUCUGAACUACAAGAAAAUGUCUUCAGCUUUGAAAAUGUAAUAUUAUUUGCAGCUGAUGAUGCCAACAUUGCCUUUGGAGAAACUCUGUGUAGGUGUUAUUGGAAAGCAGGCCUGAACUCACAUUGCGUAGGCAAUGCAAAAUACAGAAAGGUUAC
Cygnus olor (mute swan) is the source of this 2403-nucleotide messenger RNA. Its product is annotated as oxysterol-binding protein 2-like. Bases 1719 to 2015 code for a protein of 98 amino acids. The transcript has 2 exons. The record is from RefSeq and is a predicted model, not a curated record. Lineage: Eukaryota; Metazoa; Chordata; Aves; Anseriformes; Anatidae.